GUGCGUAGAUCGUGUGCAAAAUGUUGGCCAUCAUCAAUCGGAUACUUGACUGGUUCAAGAGUCUGUUCUGGAAGGAGGAAAUGGAGCUCACGCUCGUGGGACUUCAGUAUUCCGGAAAGACAACCUUCGUCAACAUCAUCGCAUCCGGGCAGUUCAGCGAGGACAUGAUUCCCACGGUGGGCUUCAACAUGCGCAAGAUCACGAAGGGCAACGUGACGAUCAAGGUGUGGGACAUCGGCGGCCAGCCCAGGUUCCGCUCCAUGUGGGAGCGCUACUGUCGCGGAGUGAACGCCAUCGUUUACAUGGUGGACGCCGCGGACCUGGACAAGAUGGAAGCCUCCCGGAACGAGCUGCACUCGCUGCUGGACAAGCCGCAGCUCACGGGCAUCCCGGUGCUGGUGCUGGGCAACAAGCGCGACAUUCCCGGCGCCCUGGACGAGCCUGGACUGAUUGACAGAAUGAAUUUGGCCACCAUCCAGGACCGAGAGAUCUGCUGCUAUAGUAUUUCGUGCAAAGAGAAGGAUAAUAUCGAUAUAACUCUGCAAUGGCUCAUCGCCCAUUCGAAAAGUCAAAGCCGUUAGGCGAUAGUGUGUGUAGUGAAUAAUUUUGAAAUGAGAGGAAGGAUCUCGCGGCGUGCAAAGAGGGUUAGAGAGAAGAAAGUGGUGAAGAGUCAGAGGUGAAGUGGAAUAUUUUCACAGAAUAAAACGUCUAGAAGAAUAUUCAAGGCGAUUCCAUUUGAGGUGUUGAAGGAGAGAAAAAAAAAACGAUCACGUGGGAACUUUGAGAGAUUUUUUGUGCAGAAUCUAUAUUUAUGUUUUUAUUCCAAUUUAGUUGUUGAUCUUAAUUUGUAACCCAAAUGCCCAUAUUUUUGUAGUGAUAUCGACUUUACAGCGAUUAGCGUGAGGACGUAAAUGAUUUGUUUUUUAAUUGAAGCAGCACAAAAAUGUUCUUCUUGCUUUACACAAACAUUACUAUAUUGAAUGCAAUUCUUCCUCAGUUGAACAUUUUUCACACUUUUUCAGUCACUGGCAGAAGAUUUCAGCGGAAGUGUUGAAGUGACAGAUUUGAUAAAAUUCUAUUAAAGACUGGUGAUUUGGAAAAACGGUAUUGGAGAAAAUUCUAGCGAUAACGCAUUGCUUUCCACAAAAAACUCUCGAGAUAAUAGGAUUUUUUUUUAUUUAAUUGUUACUUUGUAAGCAUCAACUGAAGUUUAUAGAGAGAGAGAAUGUAAAUACAUGCAAAAGAAGUUGAGAACGGAGGAGAAAAGUGUGAACAGGAGAUGGAAAACUUACCAUUAUUUUACAAACUCAAAUGAAAAAGAAGAAGAAGUAUGAAAAGGAUAGAUUAAGAACGAAUAUGAAAAUAGAUAAAGAUAUCUUACAUGCAAGCGCAAGAUUAAUUCUUUUUGUAUAUGAAAGUAAUCUUGUUUAUAUAGGUGAUUAUGUGGAUAAAUUGUGAAAUGAUAUGAAUUGUAAUUAACAUUUUCUAUAGAGCGACGUGAGAGUGAGCGCAAGAUCUUCAUUAUCUUGUGGGUGACAUGAAAACAGCAACAAAAAAAUGUGAGCGCGAAGUUUUCUUUUCUCCUGAAUUGUGAUUAGAAGAACCAAUUCACACUUUGCACAGAGAAGUUCGUGUGAGUUUUUAUAGAAAGUGUUAAUAAGGCGAUACAUAGACUUUGUGGCUUUCCUCUUAUUGAAAAUUACAACUAUUAUUACAAUGUUUGUUAUUGGGCAUGAAUAAAAGCAAGAAAAAAAAACCUAUAAAUAUUAUAUAGCAUAUAUAAACUAUUAAAGGAAAGUAAACCAAAAUUUUCAACUUACAACUAUGUGCAAGAUAAUAUGAAAGGCAUUAAAAUAGAUUGACAGAAAUAAAACUUUUUAAACGAA
Phlebotomus argentipes is the source of this 1886-nucleotide messenger RNA. It is a transcript of the gene Arl8, whose product is annotated as ADP-ribosylation factor-like protein 8. Lineage: Eukaryota; Metazoa; Arthropoda; Insecta; Diptera; Psychodidae. The record is from RefSeq and is a predicted model, not a curated record. The coding region runs from base 21 to 581 and encodes 186 amino acids. Gene Ontology annotation, molecular function: GTP binding; GTPase activity. Gene Ontology annotation, cellular component: lysosomal membrane. The transcript has 4 exons. Gene Ontology annotation, biological process: anterograde axonal transport; protein transport.